UUGCGGCACAUUUUCCCAGAUGUUGAGGAAGUGUCUCGCAGUUGAAGACGCUCAGGACUACAGAGGUGGACUGGUCCGGCUGGGAUGUCUGCGCAAUGGAAGCUGACUGAAACGAAUUGGGAGUUAAAUAUUUUUUUGCUGUGUAUUUAAAGCCUGGCUCCGUGGGGUUACUGUGUUUCUCAGCUUGUCUCCUCUCCUUAAAGACUCUGUCAAAGUGUUUCCUUAACAACAGCAAAUAUUGACCCUAGUCUCUGUCCGUCACCUCCACCUUCAUCGGAUUACAUUCUGCUUUUAAGCAGAAUUUCAUCUUUUUAAUUUCAUCCCGGCCUUCAGCAAAGCUCCGGUUUUCUGCAAGAUUUCACUUCAAGUUUUCCAAGCAUCCAGCAUCAUUGGCUACAAGGGGCGCCGCCAAGGAUUGGAUCCCCAUGAAAGACAUUGAUAUUGCCCACCCCCAAAAAAAUAUGAGCUGGGCUCCUGGUACCCAGUGUGUAGCCAAGUGUGACAGCCGGAAAGCUAAACCUGGAGAGCUGGUUUACCACAAGGGAGAUAUUCUCACUAUAGUCGAUACAAGCACGAAAAAGGGCUUUUACAUCGCCAGACACAACAGCUCAGCAGAAGAGGGGCUGAUAAACUCCAACAAUGUGCGUGAGAGAGAGGCCCUACGAGUAGACCCCAGUCUCAGCCUCAUGCCUUGGUUUCAUGGGAAGAUCUCUGGGCAGGCAGCGGUGGGGAAGCUGCAGCCAGCAGAGGAUGGCCUGUUCCUGGUGCGAGAAAGCAUCCGCCAUCCGGGCGACUACGUCCUGUGUGUCAGCUUCUCCAACGAGGUCUUCCAUUACCGAGUGAUAUACCAGGACAACAAGCUGACAAUCGACAACAAGCAGUACUUCUACAACCUCAUUGACAUGAUUGAAUUUUACUCAAAGAAUAAAGGAUCCCUCACCACAACUCUGAUGAAGCCCAGGAAGAAACAAGGAGCUAAGUCAGCUGAGCAGGAGUUAUCUAAAACUGGCUGGCUGUUGGACAUUACGAAGCUUACGCUGGGAGAAAACAUUGGAGAAGGAGAAUUUGGAGCUGUUUAUCAGGGAGAGUACAUGGGUCAGAUGGUGGCGGUGAAGACCAUAAAAUGCGACGUUACAGCCCAGGCCUUCAUGCAGGAAACUGCUGUUAUGACGAAGUUGCAGCAUAAAAACCUUGUGCGGUUGCUUGGGGUCAUCCUUCACAAGGGGCUCCACAUUGUCACUGAGCUUAUGACCAAGGGAAACCUUGUGAAUUUUCUCAGGACAAGAGGGCGAUCUGUUGUAAACUCUGCUCACCUGCUGCGCUUUGCUCUUGAUGUGUGUGAGGGCAUGGAGUACCUGGAGUCAAAAAAGAUGGUUCACAGAGAUCUGGCAGCACGAAACGUCCUGAUCUCUGAUGAGAGCGUGGCAAAGGUCAGUGACUUUGGCCUGGCAAAGGUGGACUCCAAAGAGCUGGACAAAGCCAAGCUGCCGGUCAAAUGGACCGCUCCUGAAGCUCUCAGGAAAGAGAAGUUCUCCACAAAGUCAGAUGUGUGGAGUUAUGGUGUCCUUUUGUGGGAGAUCUUUGCGUAUGGUCGGCAGCCGUACCCUAAGAUGACUCUGAAAGAGGUGAAGGAGAAAGUGGAGGGAGGAUAUCGCAUGGAGGCUCCAGAGGACUGUCCUCCUAAUGUUUACUCUAUAAUGAAGCUCUGUUGGGAGCAGGAGCCGCGGAAAAGACCUGGUUUUUCCAAAUUGAGGGAAAAACUUGAACAAGAACUCAGUAGAAUGAGCCCUAACUCUGUGUCGAGGUCUCAAGAAGCAGUAAAGAUGGGGUCAAGAAGCUGAGUUCUGCAGUUUAACCUGGAUCAGAGAAGCGCCAGCCAUUCUGAGCACAUGCUGCAGUUGAAAAAACAUGUUUAAGACUUCAUUCCUCUCUGAGAUAAAGACUCUCAAACGGGUUUUAUUUAUGGAUCGAUAAAAAUACUCAGACAAAUGAUGAAGAUAAGCAAACCUACAUGUAUAAGACUAAUAUAUGAUCAUGUUCCACAUCUCUUUAUUGUGUCGUGACAUUUUUAUUUGUAUCAGCUAUUUGGGAGGUGCGGUGACACUCUUUGGUCCAAAUUUAGUCAUCUCAGAAACUUCAGAGCAGAUUCCCCAAGAACAGAUUUUUUUUUUUUUAAGCAGGUGUUAAAACAGCAGCUAUUGACCAAAGUGUAAUAAACGAAAUUAGCACAAAUGAAAAUGAAGCAACACAAAAAGAUAAUAGUAGAUGACAGAGAAAUAAAUGGUCCAUACACUUUAUUAUAUUUAGAAAAGAACACUCUUCAAUCUUUAUUUAAUUUUAUAUCUUUAUAUCUGUGCUUUAACAGUCUCUACUGUUUUAUUUUCAGUAGAAGCCAAACGUUUCCUAUGUUCUAUGGCUGAUUAGGCUGAUAAAGGGGUUAAAUUUACUGUCAGUUAGGCUGAAAGUGUUUGCACGACAUAACUGUGAGAGGGUCAGAUAAAUAUCAUACAUGUAAAAGGGUGUGUGUGUGAAUUAUACAGUGAAGGCAUGAUCUACUAAAAGUUUGCUGAUAUAGAAACACAUCCAAACUUCUUAACACGCACAAAGCAAAUCUACUAACUGGGUGCAGAAGGAGAAUAGCAGGUUAAGGUUUGCCUUCAUGAAUGUACAGAAUCUAUUAUUUUUGUCGGAAAAAAGCUAAAUACUGCAUAUGAGGAUAUGCAGAUCUAAUCAUUUAGCAUCAGCAAUGAGAUUUAUCAAGCAUGAAACUGAUUACUGUUCGUAUUUGUAGCUCUAUAUUUAGCAUAUUUUAUAUGGCAAGACAAGAGCAAACUGGCAGAGCUUUAUGAAGACAUGGCCUCUGUGGCGAGAAGACAGGCAUGAUGAGAGACAAUUAUUAGAAAGACUGGACUAUCAGGAAUAAAAAUAAUAGGGAGAUGUCUAUUAAUCAU
Messenger RNA from Cyprinodon variegatus (sheepshead minnow), 2951 nucleotides. It is a transcript of the gene matk, whose product is annotated as megakaryocyte-associated tyrosine kinase. Gene Ontology annotation, biological process: protein phosphorylation. Gene Ontology annotation, molecular function: protein tyrosine kinase activity; ATP binding; protein binding. The coding region runs from base 426 to 1841 and encodes 471 amino acids. The transcript has 13 exons. Lineage: Eukaryota; Metazoa; Chordata; Actinopteri; Cyprinodontiformes; Cyprinodontidae. The record is from RefSeq and is a predicted model, not a curated record.